CAGAAUUCAGACUGGAAACUCCUCCAGAGCACCAGAGACAGAUCCCUUGGCGUGCUGGGCACACAGAGCCUGCCCCAGCAUCCCCGCCAUGGUCCCCCAUUCCACUGGUCCUUGGGAUAAUGUUGCUGUGCCUGCUUUUCCUGAUCACUGCCAGGAUCUAUGGUGCCCAGAUGUGUCAGCCAGGCAGAAAGCAGGAAAACCCCGUGAUGGUAGGGGAGCACCACAUCUCUAAGCCAAUGUCCUACCAAAAACCCAGCCUGCCGGGAACAUUGAGAAAGCAGCCCCAGGACUCUGGGGAGAAGUGUCCAGUGCUCUGGAUUGCCAAGCAGGACAGGUCCUACCUUUUUUCUCCUAAAAGAGGAACUUGGAAUCAAUGUAAUUCCUCCUGCACUUCUCAAUCUGCCGAGCUGCUCAAGACAGAGACUAAAGAAGAGUUGAUUUUCUUAACUGCAAGGUCUUAUGAAUAUGCUGAAGAUCGUGGAAGCAGCGUAUACUACUACCCAUUCUGGAUUGGAUUGAUGUUUGACUCCAGAAAGGCAAAGUGGGUCUGGGCGGAUGCUUCAGCUCUUUCCUCUGGCCUGUUUAUGCUCUCAGAUCCCAGUCCUCAGAAUUAUCCAGGUGGAGCUUGUUCAUAUUUGCAAGGUAAUAAAGUUAAAGCUGGAGGCUGUGGAGACACUCGAUUCUGCAUUUGUGAGAAGAAGAAGGAAGCACAAA
Molecule: messenger RNA, 714 nt
Organism: Alligator sinensis (Chinese alligator)
Lineage: Eukaryota; Metazoa; Chordata; Crocodylia; Alligatoridae
Product: oxidized low-density lipoprotein receptor 1-like
Exons: 6
Biological process (GO): cellular response to molecule of fungal origin
Molecular function (GO): (1->3)-beta-D-glucan binding
Source: RefSeq, a predicted model, not a curated record